Messenger RNA from Punica granatum (pomegranate), 1377 nucleotides. Lineage: Eukaryota; Viridiplantae; Streptophyta; Magnoliopsida; Myrtales; Lythraceae. The record is from RefSeq and is a predicted model, not a curated record.
CAAACUCACACCAAAAAUCCUCAGACACCUUCAGGCAAAACUAGCAAAGGGAUCGACAUUGUCCUCGGUCUUCCUUUCUUUUCACCUUCUCAGCCUUUCAAACUUCAACAAUUAACUGACCAAAGAUGGCCCCUGACCUAACCAACGCAGCCACUGCCACCAAGCCCACCGCCAUCGUCGCUAGUCCACCAACCCGUGCCUAUGUCACGUUCCUUGCCGGGAACGGGGACUAUGUGAAGGGGGUGGUGGGGCUGAUGAAGGGCAUAAGGAAAGUGGGGAGCAAGUACCCCCUCGUGGUGGCAAUCCUGCCGGAUGUGCCCGAGGAGCACCGCCAGAUUCUCGUGGACCAGGGUUGCAUCGUUCGGGAGAUCGAGCCGGUUUACCCUCCCGAGAACCAGACCCAGUUCGCCAUGGCCUAUUAUGUCAUCAACUACUCCAAGCUCCGAAUCUGGGAGUUCGUGGAGUAUGAAAAGAUGAUAUACCUAGACGGCGACAUCCAAGUCUACGAGAACAUCGACCACCUAUUCGACCUCCCCGAUGGCCAGUUCUACGCCGUGAUGGACUGCUUCUGCGAGAAGACCUGGUCCCACACCCCACAGUACCGGAUUGGGUACUGCCAGCAGUGCCCGGACAAGGUCCAGUGGCCAGGGGCCGAGCUGGGACCGCCCCCUGCCCUCUACUUCAAUGCCGGCAUGUUCGUGUACCAUCCAAGCCUUGCUACAUACGACGACCUCCUCAAGACCGUCAAGGUCACCCCUCCAACGCCCUUCGCGGAGCAGGACUUCCUCAACAUGUACUUCAGGGACAUCUACCGUCCGAUCCCCCCUAUUUACAACCUCGUGCUAGCCAUGUUGUGGAGGCACCCUGAGAAUAUUGACCUCGAUAAGGUCAAGGUCGUGCACUACUGUGCUGCCGGUUCAAAGCCAUGGAGGUAUACCGGAAAGGAGAUGAACAUGGACCGCGAAGACAUUAAGAUGCUUGUGAAGAAGUGGUGGGACGUCUACGAGGACGAGUCCUUGGACUACAAGAACUACGUAGCACCUGCAGUAGAGAUCGAGCCCAUGAACUUGCAGCCAUUCUUGGAGGCCAUGUCGGAGGCUGGUGCCAUUAAUUACGCAACCGCCCCAUCGGCUGCUUAGUUCGUAAAGGUGGCAGAUCCCGAAGAUGAACGAAGUAUGUACUAAAUCAUAUUUAUGUUGGAUUGCUUUGAUCCUCCGGACGGAAUUUUUUUCCGUAGGAGUUGGAGGGGAAAGCAAGAGCAUGUUUUUGUUUUUCAAUUUUUAUGUUUUCUGCCUUGGGCUUUUGAUGUAAAGGGUUUAAACAAUAUGACCCCUCAAAAUAUCUCGACGAUAUUAAUACACUAUAUUACAAUUAAUA